GGGAGAGAGAGGGAGGAGAGACGAAGAACAAACAAAAGGGCCUUUGGUCAUCUCUUCCCUUUCUUCUUCUCUUUCUCCUCCAUUCCUCUAUCGUUCGAAACUUUCUCUCUCUCUACAAUCUCAGCUUCACUCACACACUAUCCCUGUGAGUGUUUCUCUCUCUAGGUUUUACUCUGUUUUUUGUUCUGUAUUAAGAAACUUACUUCUUGGAUUUCGGCCAUUCUUUGACGAGCCUUCAACUGUGAAAUCGCGUGGUUUCGGCAAAUUUGAAUCAUAUUUGGGCAUUUGGAUCUGAAACCAUAUCUAUUUAAGCUGAUUUCUGGAAUUUCAGUGAUUAUUUUGGGAGCAAUCAGUGGAUUGAAUAUUUCUUAGUAUUUAAUAUUUUGAAAUAAAAUUCGAAUUUGGAGAUUUUAUUUUUUAAAAUUCGAAUUUGAAUUUUAUGGGGGAAGGUGAGGAAGGCGAUUUGCCACCAAAGAAAAUACAAUCGGAUGGUGCGGGAGGGAGCAGUAUAGCGUUAUCUGAUGCUCCGACGAAGAAACUGGCGAGGCAACUCGAUUUCACGGGUUAUGGUGGGGCCCCGGGUAGUGUGGUUUUACCGGAGCAUCAUCAGUCGCAACUGGUAUUGCCACCGCAGCCAGUGACGGUGACGCAGCCACUGCCGCAGCCAGUGGUGCAGAGUCAGCCGCAGCCGCCGGUAGUGACUGGGCCAGUGAUGCCUCAACCAUCGGUUCCUUCAGCGAGGAUAGUAAAGCCAGAUUCCCCGAAAUCGAGAUCAAGACCCAAUGAAGUGAAAGACGGUACACCUAAGAAGCAAAAACAGUGCAAUUGUAGACACUCACGGUGCUUGAAGUUGUAUUGCGAGUGUUUUGCAUCUGGAAUAUACUGUGAUGGUUGCAAUUGUGUAAAUUGCUAUAAUAAUGUUGAAAAUGAAGCUGCAAGACGAGAAGCAGUGGAAGCUACUUUAGAGCGUAACCCGAAUGCAUUCCGGCCAAAAAUUGCCAGCAGCCCACAUGGUGUGAGGGACAAUAGGGAGGAUGCUGGGGAGAUUAUGAUUCUGGGAAAGCACAAUAAAGGAUGUCAUUGUAAGAAAUCAGGAUGCCUCAAGAAAUACUGUGAAUGUUUCCAAGCAAACAUUCUCUGCUCUGAAAAUUGUAAAUGUAUGGACUGUAAAAAUUUUGAAGGAAGUGAAGAGAGACAAGCACUAUUUCACGGAGACCAUGGCAGCAACAUGGCUUAUAUUCAACAGGCAGCUAAUGCUGCCAUAACCGGAGCCAUUGGAUCCUCUGGCUAUACAUCCCCUCCAGUAUCCAAAAAAAGAAAAGGUCAAGAACUUUUCUUUGGCCCAACAGUCACACCGAAGGAUACAUCUGUUAACAGGAUUGGGCAAUUUCAACAGGUAAAUCAUCAUAGAGCACCUGUACCCCCUUCCUUGCCUUCAGUUCCUGCUGCUCGACUUGGUAGUGCCACAGGGGUGGGCCCUUCCAAAUUUACAUACAGGUCUCUAUUAGCAGACAUCAUCCAACCCCAGGACUUAAAAGAGCUUUGCUCAGUCUUGGUUGUCGUAUCUGGAGAAGCUGCCAAAACACUUGCAGAACAAAGAAGUGCAACAGAGAAGCGUACCGAAGAUCAGUCAGAAACUUCCCUUGCUUCAACGACUCAAGACAGGUUGCAGAAUCAGAAGGAAUCUGAUCUUGAGAAAUCUGUUGAUGAUUGCUCUAGUGCAAAUCAGGCUGAUAAAACUGGAGCUGACGACUCUAGUUCAGAUGGUGCUGAUUUGCCAAAAGGGAGGCCAAUGUCUCCGGACACUUUGGCACUGAUGUGUGAUGAACAAGAUACAAUGUUUAUGGCACCAGCUUCCCCCAGUGGGACAGGUCAUGGAUGCAACAUUUCUUCUCAGUUGCCCUAUGAACAAGGCAUGCCCGAGCUUUAUGCAGAGCAAGAAAGACUUGUUUUGUCGAGGUUUCGUGAUUGCCUUAAAAUGGUAAUUGCUUUAGGAGAAAUAAAAGAGACAAAGUAUUCAUCACUGGCCCAGAGUGAACCAGAGUCUCAUAAAGACACUUUAACCAAUAUUGGCAUUACAAAUCACAAAACAGAAAUAAGCUACCACUCGGGACCUGCUAAAAAUGGUGUUUUGAAAACCAUUGUUCCACCUACUGCCAAAACAACACAAACGAUUUCAACGGCAGUUGCAGCUGUUAGUAAUGAACUUCCUAAGAUUCCACAAUUUCCAGAAAACGGGGGGAUAGCAAACCCGAAAAUUGAGAAAGAGAUGUAAAAAAGUUUAGAGCAGAAGAUUUGGCCCUAGGUAUGUUGCUGCAUUUAUGUUGUGAAUUUAUGAAUGCUUUUCUUUCAUGACCAGAUGCAGUGGCAAGAGAUUAUUGAUCCCCAUUAUUAGAAAUAUCUAUUCUUUUUUCUUCAUACUCCAUUAAUAUAAUCCCUAAAUUAGUUUCUCAACUGUCAACCAUAGUUGGAGCACGAAUUAUUGUAAAAUGCAGAGCCUAUGUUACUGCGUUUAUGUUGUGAUCCAUGAAUGUAUUUCUUUCAUGACCAGAUGCAGUGACAAGAGAUUAUUAGAAAUAUCUAUUCUUUUUUCUUCUUACUCACAUUAAUAUAAUAAUCUUAAAUUAGUUUCUCGACUA
Cannabis sativa is the source of this 2639-nucleotide messenger RNA. Its product is annotated as protein tesmin/TSO1-like CXC 5. Gene Ontology annotation, biological process: regulation of DNA-templated transcription. Gene Ontology annotation, cellular component: nucleus. The transcript is spliced from 8 exons. The record is from RefSeq and is a predicted model, not a curated record. The coding region runs from base 440 to 2275 and encodes 611 amino acids. Lineage: Eukaryota; Viridiplantae; Streptophyta; Magnoliopsida; Rosales; Cannabaceae.